GCCACAUUGGAGUGAACUCUCGGAAGUUUCGUUGCAGUGAUUUCGCGGCAGAGUGAAGAUAACCUUCGGAAAGCGGAGUAAAACGGGCCGCGAGCGAGACCACGGUGCGCCAGGAAGAAGCCGGCCGCCCCGCAGAGACCCCGCAGGACUCCCCAUGGAGGAGCUGCUCGGGACCGGGUCCGCCUGAGCCGCUCGAGCCCCGGGACAGCUUGUGAUUGUUGUUUUGGCGCUAGAGAAAGAUGGAGGCGCUGCUGGAGUAGCUGCUAACGCUAGCUGUGCUGUGGUCCGGGACCGAGGAGCCGGACACCUGGCCCGUGUGAGGACGUGUGUGACGGCUGGUCCACCCUGAGCCCAGCGGGCAGAGCUGCUGUUCACGUCUACAACUCAACCGGAGCAUGACAGGCCCUCAGGCUCUGAGGAUGGAACCAGGACUACUGGAGGCAGGGUCUAGAGAUCAGAUGGUGCUCUGAAGAAGCCAUGGGUAGCUGCUUAAGCUGUCCAGAGAAAGACUCAAUUCCAGAUAAUCAUCAAAGUAAAUUCAAGGUGAUAAAUGUGGACGACGAUGGGAAUGAAUUGGGCUCAGGUGUGAUGGAGUUGACCGAUGCUGAACUCGUCCUCCACACCCAUCGCCGUGACGAUGUCAGGUGGCCUUACCUGUGCUUACGGCGCUAUGGUUACGACUCCAACCUGUUCUCCUUCGAGAGCGGCCGGCGCUGCCAGACAGGCCAAGGUAUCUUUGCCUUCAAAUGUUCUCGCGCUGAAGAGAUCUUCAACCUGCUGCAGGAGGUGAUGCACAGACACAGCAUCAGCGUGGUGGAGGAGGCGGUGCUGGAGCCCCACCUGCAGGCAGCCGGCACACCUGCAGCUCUGGGCUACUCGGUGCCCUCGGUACCAAAUGGAGUGACCAGGAUCCCGUCUGUGGGCGAGGCCCCGUCUCACCCCUCCACACGGCACCCGUCUGUGGCCAGCACCCGUCUGCCCUCCGUGGGAGAAGAGUCCACUCACCCUCUGCUGGUGGCUGAUGAGGUCCACACCUAUGUGAACACCGUGGGGCUCCUGGAGGACCGGCCCAGCCCUCUGACGGUCCCCAGCCCUCUGGAGAGCCCCGCCUCCCCGCGGUCCCCUUGUCCCCCGACCCCCCCCCCUCCCCCGAGGGUCCGCGCCGAGCCGUCGGCCCCGCCCCCCCAGCCGGAGCCCCAGGUUCUGCUGGAGCCUCAGGGGGUGCGCUUUGUGCUGGGCCCCACCCCCGUCCAGAGGCAGCUGAUGGAGAAGGAGAAGAGGCAGCAGGAGGCGGAGCCUCGAGACACUAACGGCCACCUGGAGGCGGAGCCUCCGCUCGCCAACGGCCCCUCCAAUCCCUCUACGGCUCCUCGGCGUCACCGGCCGCCCCCCCUCACCCCCGACCUGCAGAAUGUCAACAACUCGGCCCAGCGGCGCACGGCGCUGCUGGACUACGAGAACCUGCCGGCGCUGCCGCCGGUGUGGGAGGCGAGGAAGCCCGGCUCGGAGGAGGAGGAGCCCGGCCUGAAGACGCCGGCGCUCAACGGCUUCAGCCAGCCGCCCCCCCACUCCUACUCCCACCCGCUGUCCCCCGGCCACGAGGCCUCGCACAACUACGUCAACACCGAGAACGUGACGGCGCCGCUCAGCGCCCACCGGCCCGACACGGCCCGGCGCCGUGCCGACGGACCCACCGUCUUCAACUUUGACUUUCGCCGGCCGGCGCCGCCGGGCCACGCGGACCCGCCCAAAACCCUCAACUACAUCGAGGUGGAGAUGGACCACGGGAACAGGGGCGCCUCGGACGGCAGCAACCCCCACACGCCGCGCACGCCCGGCUCCCCGCCGCCGCCCACCACGCCCACGCGCCGCACCGAGCUCUACGCCCUCAUCGACAUCGAGCGCACCGCCGCCAUGUCCAACCUGCAGAGGGCGCGGCCGCGAGACGACGGCACGUCGCGUAAGACGCGGCACAACAGCACGGAGCUGCCCACCAAGAGCACGGCCUGACGCCCAAUGAGGCCUGGCGCCCAAUGAGGCCUGGCGCCCAAUGAGGCGCCCAGCGGUGAUGUCACACCUGAUGUCACGAGACUGCUUCCUUAUAUGGUACAAAUCAGUAUUACUGAACAAAGCAUUCCAUUUAGCCUUUUCUAUGAUCUCGACAUGCUGCUGUCGCCGGUACUCCUGAUGUUCUGUACGGUCGGUUCCGGCUCAAUAAAUGUUCUGUUUGGUUUGUA
Molecule: messenger RNA, 2237 nt
Organism: Pseudoliparis swirei
Lineage: Eukaryota; Metazoa; Chordata; Actinopteri; Perciformes; Liparidae
Product: fibroblast growth factor receptor substrate 2-like
Exons: 7
Coding region: 478-2010 (510 amino acids)
Biological process (GO): cell surface receptor protein tyrosine kinase signaling pathway
Cellular component (GO): cytoplasm; cell-cell junction
Source: RefSeq, a predicted model, not a curated record